Molecule: messenger RNA, 2547 nt
Organism: Astyanax mexicanus (Mexican tetra)
Lineage: Eukaryota; Metazoa; Chordata; Actinopteri; Characiformes; Acestrorhamphidae
Gene: saxo6
Product: Mdm1 nuclear protein
Exons: 15
Coding region: 159-2240 (693 amino acids)
Biological process (GO): negative regulation of centriole replication
Molecular function (GO): microtubule binding
Source: RefSeq, a predicted model, not a curated record
CGCUCCAGCUGUCACCAUGGGCAACCCGCGUCCACCGUAACCGUAACCGACUCUCUAGCUACCGCAGUGCUCGGCAGUUUCUCAGUGUCCAACAGUCCACUAAAACAGAGUUUAUACACCGUGUCCGACCCGCCUGAGCUCUCCUCUACAGAGCUAACAUGACAGUUCGCUUUAAGGGAAUCACUGAGUAUCAGAAUAAGUACAAGGCUCGAGCGAGGCGGGUGAAAAGCGCGCCACCGCAGCGCAGGAUGCGAUUGGCUGGAGUCCGCUCUGACCAGCUGGGAAUAAGCAGAGAACCUCAGUUCCAGUCCAAGAGAAGGGUACCCUUCUAUCCACCACAAGUAUCUAGUUCUCUACAGUGGAGAGAUUCAGCUGGUUCAUUAAGGCAGCAGGAGAUAGCCAGGCCUGGUAACCCCCCAGCUUCGGUCCAUGUGACACGGACCAGCAGUCCAGAGAAGGUAGAGACCCCUCUGGCCCCAAGAACAUCAAAACCACAGAGGGCAAAGAAAACAAGCCAACACGUUGAAUCUGUUUCAUGCUCUCAAGUGAGAAGUCCUUCUGCUGACCAGCAGGAACAGGAACAUCCUUCGAAUGGGUUAAAUUACGCUCUAAGGAAGAAGGCAGGUCUGAGGACAGCACGCCAGAGGAAUGGCCGCCAGAAUUCAGAGUACCAAAGGCAGUUUCUGUGGAAAACUCCAGCAAAUGAAUCUCCUCUUCUUGCAGCACAACAGAUGUUGUACACCAGUAACAGGUCAAUCCCACCAUUCAAGUUUAAUCCAGUAGAAAUUGAGACAGAGUAUAAGAGGAACUUUAAAGGGUCUCCUCCACACAGACCCCCACGCUUACGACGAGAUGUGGAAUUAAAUGAGCUUCCUGAGAAUAUCUCUUCUAAGCAGGAGCGGGAAAAAAAGAGGGAGCAGCGUCUCUCAAGGAAGCCGAGAUCCAGAGAAGAUUCUCAUCCAGAGCCACAGCCUGUGCAGCAGGAAGUGACAUCUUCUCAAAAAGAUAGUUCACCUAAGGUCCUGAGGAAAGUAAAGACGGAAUAUACCUCAAAUUUCCGCUCUCCCCUGCAAUACCGCUACAAAGAUGGAGCCUGGAUCCGGUCCAGGGUUUCAGGAGAGGAGGGACACGAGUGGUAUCACGAGGUGCAAGAUUUGCGGGCGAAGGCAGAUGCCUACAGGAAACGGGCCUGGGGAACACACUUCUCACGCCAACACCUCAGCCAGGUCAUAUCAGAACAGAACUGCCUGUGGGAGGCCUCCAGUGCCUCUUCAUCCUCCACUCUCACUGAACAGGACAGCCAUUCUCACAGCAGCCCCACCAUCGAGGCCUUGGACCUGGCCAGGGUGGAUAGUGUCAGGGGAAGCUGUAGUCCUGGGGCAUCUGUCUCCCUGUCAACUAGUAGGAGGAGCUCUUUUGAAGGUGUGGGGCUUUCCGACGGUCCCACCCUCCCUCUACAGAGGAAACAGGCAUGGGAUGAGGAAGAACGUCCUUAUGUGAACGGCGUGUCUGAAAUUAAGCCAUUGAGGGAGGAGCCACCUGUCCAGCAAGCAGAGGAGUCAGAUGAGGAAGAAGAUACAAAUGAGCAUUUGGAGGACAAAGGGGAGAAAUGCUCUGUUGAGGAGGGAAGGUUACCAACUCCCAAACUGAAAACCAUAAGGACUGUGCAGAGGACCCAUCAUGACCGCACAACUCCAACGAUAGGAGGCGCUGUCUUAGUUUCUCCACCAAAGACAAAGAAUUCCUCAAGGACAGCUCGGAGGAGUGAAGCACCACUUGGCAAAGUCCACUCACCUUUUAGACAUCUCAGCCAUGGCUCACCCCCACGAGCACACAGCAAGGCUGAGAACGGUAGCUUGCCCCGUUCUUCCCCUGCUGCAGGGUUAGCCACAAUUGACCCGCUUCCACUAAGAGACGACACAUGGGCUCGAGACUCUCCUGAACCAAAACCAGUCCGAACACCUCAGAGGCGAACUCUCAGUGCCACACUCAUAGCAACCAGCUCACCACGUGCCAACAGAAUCCAGGGUACACUGAGGAACCCAGAGUUCCAGCACAACGGUAACUUGGGGCUUCACCGGCCAGACCAAUUUGUCUUCCUCUCCAGCGAUUCUGGUGUAUCAGACAACGAUGACAGGAUGUCUCAGAUCUCGUCCAGGUCAGCAGCUUCUUGCUCCAUGGCGUCUGAGGUGCUGGACAGAGCCCAGAGGAGGAAAGAGGACUUCUGGGGAAAGACUUAAUCAGGAACAAUAAUCCUUCAGUGUGGAGACUAUAAAUCAGCAAUGUUUACUAUGUAGUGUAAUUUUUAAUGUGAGUGGACAUUGUGUGAACGUUUUGUACACAGUACAGAAUAUAGAUUUAUAAUGCAUUAUUGUUUUAUAUUUUGAUACUUUUAAAAUUGUGUGGUCAUGGCUAAAGUAUUCUGGUAUGGGCAAAGAUUUUUAACAAUGUACAUUUCUUCUUUGGCUUUUGUUUUUAAUAGUUUUAAUUGUAGAAAUAUGAAUCAUGCAAAAUAAAACAAAAAGCAAAUUCUGCACAUUUUACAAA